AUGCUGGGGCAGUUGAAGAGGCUGUUUUCAACCACCGCCAGCAGGCUCGCUUUGCCGCAGGGUGUACCGGUUGCCGGUCACUUGAGGCUGCCGCGAAGCCUUGUAGCUGUAUCUGGCCCCGAUAGCAGCAAGUUCCUCAACGGUCUUUUGACGAUCAGGCCUCCGGAUGCGCCCGAGGGGGUCUCAACUGGAAAGUACGGGGCAAUGCUCAACUCCAAAGGCCGAGUUGUGUUUGACAGUUUUAUUUAUCCUGCGCACGGCAGCCCACUGCUUGCUGAAUCGCUUCCAGGUGUGGAUGUGGCGAAUUGUUAUCUGUUGGAAGUCGACACUGAGCUAGCAGAUCGAGCCUUGCGGGUGUUCAAUUUCUACAAACUGCAAUCUAAAAUCACCGUCAGUCUGGCCGCGAACCUAGGCGUGUGGUUUGCAUGGAAUGACGAAGCGGAUCUCGAUCUAGGUUCCGUCGGUGAGACUAUCAACAACUGUCGUCUAUCGACGUUGGACGAGCGGGCUCCCGGACUAGGAGCCAGAGCAAUUGCCACCGUGGACCCCUUUGAAAACGUUGGUUCCUCGGUUCAGUUGGACGUUUAUCGCCUGCGUCGGUACCUGUUUGGUGUUCCCGAGGGUUCUGCUGAGAUUGUUCCCGACAAGGCUUUACCCUUAGAAUACUGCAUGGAUUACAUGGGCGGCGUUGAAUUCGACAAGGGCUGCUAUGUUGGUCAGGAAUUGACCAUCCGCACACACCAUCAUGGGGUUGUUCGAAAACGAGUUGCUCCGUUAGUGUUCACUGAGCCCGGAGAGGCAAUCCCAGAAGAUCUGUACAUACCUCAUGAAAUGCAGGUUGGCCCUGGCGACGAAAUAUUUGACGCGAAACCUCUGCCCAACGCGGAUGCAUUAGGUACGACCCCAUACACCAUGCCUAGCCCUGCAUCUCAAUCUGCAUCUGAUUCCAUCAGCCCAUUUAAGGGAAGUUCCCCUUUCCCUUUACGCGCGGGUGCACGGCCUGCAGGUAAGGUCAUCUGCACGCUUGGAAAUGUCGGGCUCGGCACCAUACGAAUCGACAAGCUAGGCCAUGACUUUAAGAUUGGUGACAUUUCGGUGACCGGUCUGACCCCGUAUUGGUGGCCUGAGUCUGCUACAGAGUAG
This is a messenger RNA of Wickerhamiella sorbophila, 1143 nucleotides long. RefSeq names its product Putative transferase CAF17, mitochondrial. Gene Ontology annotation, cellular component: mitochondrial matrix. The record is from RefSeq and is a predicted model, not a curated record. Gene Ontology annotation, molecular function: protein binding. Bases 1 to 1143 code for a protein of 380 amino acids. The transcript has a single exon. NCBI's taxonomy places the organism in Eukaryota, Fungi, Ascomycota, Dipodascomycetes, Dipodascales, Trichomonascaceae.